Molecule: messenger RNA, 6809 nt
Organism: Chroicocephalus ridibundus (black-headed gull)
Lineage: Eukaryota; Metazoa; Chordata; Aves; Charadriiformes; Laridae
Gene: ZNF711
Product: zinc finger protein 711
Exons: 16
Coding region: 719-2890 (723 amino acids)
Biological process (GO): positive regulation of transcription by RNA polymerase II
Cellular component (GO): nucleus
Molecular function (GO): metal ion binding; DNA-binding transcription factor activity, RNA polymerase II-specific; RNA polymerase II cis-regulatory region sequence-specific DNA binding
Source: RefSeq, a predicted model, not a curated record
GCUUGAAUGGAUUGCUCUAUCUGGGAUGGUUAUCUCUGGUGGUUUGAUGGCCCCUUAGGUGGCAAUGUUUAUUUUGUGAUGUCUGGUCUCACACUCACUGAAUAGUGGUGGGAUGUGACUCAGGGCAUUUUGUUUGUUAAAGAAUGUAUUUUAAGUACCAAAGAAAGGUGUCUUUAAUGUCAUAGUAGUGUACAAUAAUGACACCAAGAGGAUUACCGCUGCCUUCGUUCCCCUUAGGAAGUACUGGCGGGUGGCAGGAGGGCGACGCUGCCCCAGUAACCUUUUUGGAACCCCUUUCCCUUCCCACGUGCUUUCGCUUUCUCCCUGAAACGCCCGCAUUUAUGUGGGAAAUACUUGAAAUUCAGCGUAGAACGUGGCGGCAGGGCCUGCUCCGACCGAGGAACCCUCUGUGUGAGUUCCGGGCAGACUGAUGGCAGCGGCUUCACCGCGCCAGCUGCGCCUGCUCGACGCGCGCUGACGUGCGGCGGCCGCCGCGAGGCCGGGCGGGGGGGGGGGGAGCAGGCCGCGCGCGCUCGCGCCCCGCCGCCCGGCCCAGCCCGGUGAUUGGUGCAGGCCCGGACCCGGCGGACGCGAAUGCCAGGCCGCGGCGGCCGCGGCGGCGGGAGAGCUGAGGCCCCACCACCCCCCACCCCUCCCCGGGCCCCGGCCCGCGGCGCGGGGGAGCCGCACAGGUAUUUGUGAAUGAACUUAGCUGAAUAUGGAUCCAGGUGGUGGAAGUCUUGGAUUGCAAACACAAGAGUCCAAAAUGCCUCACACUAUGAUUAUGCAGGAUUUUGUGGCUGGAAUGGCUGGCACUGCUCAUAUCGAUGGAGACCAUAUUGUCGUAUCAGUCCCUGAAGCUGUCCUAGUUUCUGAUGUUGUUACCGAUGAUGGAAUAACUCUUGAUCAUGGCUUAGCAGCUGAAGUUGUUCAAGGACCUGACAUCAUCACUGAAACUGAUGUUGUAACAGAAGGUGUAAUUGUUCCCGACUCUGUUUUGGAAGCUGAUGUUGCUAUUGAAGAAGCGUUAGAUACCAGUGAUCAUGUUUUGACUUCUGAUCUAAUAACAGAAACCGUUAGAGUUCCAGAUCAGGUUUUUGUGGCUGACCUUGUUACGGGUCCUGAUGGACAUCUGGAGCAUGUGGUGCAAGAUUCUGUGUCGGGAGCCAAUUCGCCUACAGUGGUUUCAGAAGAAGUUCUUGUAACGAACUCAGAUUCUGAAGCGGUCAUUCAAGCAGCUGGUACUGUUCCUGGCUCCACAGUGACUAUAAAAACAGAAGACGACGAUGAUGGCAAGAGUACAUCUGAAGACUACUUAAUGAUAUCUUUGGAUGAUGUUGGAGAAAAAUUGGACCAUAUAGGAAGCACUCCCUUAAAAAUCAGUACUGAGGUGACAAAUGAUGAUGUUGCUAAAGAUGAUGGUUUUGGUUCAGAAGUUAUCAAAGUGUACAUAUUUAAAGCUGAAGCUGAAGAUGAUGUCGAAAUAGGUGGGACAGAAAUUGUCACAGAGAGUGACUUUCACAAUGGACAUUCUGUAGCUGGAGUAAUUGAACAAGGAGGUGUUGGUAGAAUGCAGCGAGAAAAAAUGGUUUACAUGGCUGUUAAGGACUCUUCUCAGGAAGAUGAAGAUAUUAGCUGUGCUGAAAUAGCAGAUGAAGUUUAUAUGGAAGUUAUUGUAGGCGAAGAAGAAGCUACAUCACUUCCAGAGACACAGCUUGAAGACUCUGGCGUGAAUAAAACUUUUGUCCCUGUUGCUUGGGCUGCUGCUUACGGAGAUGAAAGAAGGCUACCCAGAAGAUAUGAAGAUGGUCAAGCGGCAGGAAAUAACUUGGAUACACGAUUAGAAAACAAAAACGGUAAUGCAACACAAUACCUGCAGAUUUGUGAUAGCAUUAGCACUAAUAGAGUGCUAAAACAAAAAACCAAGAAAAGGAGGAGAGGAGAGGCCAGGCAAUGGCAAACAGCUGUUAUAAUAGGUCCUGAUGGACAGCCCUUAACAGUUUACCCUUGUCAUAUUUGUGGGAAAAAAUUUAAAUCCAGAGGAUUCUUGAAAAGGCAUAUGAAGAAUCAUCCAGAUCAUAUGAUUAAGAAGAAAUACCAGUGUACAGACUGUGACUUUACAACUAACAAAAAAGUAAGUUUCCACAAUCAUCUGGAAAGCCAUAAACUUAUAAAUAAAGUUGAUAAAACCCAUGAGUUUACAGAAUAUACAAGAAGAUACAGAGAAGCAAGCCCGUUGAGUUCUAAUAAACUAAUACUGAGGGACAAGGAGCCUAAGCUACACAAGUGCAAAUAUUGUGACUAUGAAACUGCAGAGCAGGGACUACUCAAUAGACAUCUGCUUGCAGUUCACAGUAAGAACUUCCCUCACGUGUGUGUGGAGUGUGGGAAAGGAUUCCGUCAUCCAUCAGAGCUGAAAAAGCAUAUGAGGACCCACACUGGGGAAAAGCCAUACCAGUGUCAGCACUGUGUCUUCAGGUGCGCUGAUCAGUCCAAUCUGAAAACUCACAUCAAAACCAAACACGGGACUGAUUUGCCAUUUAAAUGUGAGCACUGUCCCCAGGCGUUCGCAGAUGAAAAAGAACUGCAGCAGCACACAGAAUUAUUCCAAGGGCAUAAGACUCAUCAGUGUCCACAUUGUGACCAUAAGAGCACCAAUUCAAGUGACCUGAAGCGACACAUUAUUUCAGUUCACACAAAGGAUUUUCCCCACAAAUGCGAGCAGACUGAAGAUGAUCAUUCUGACUGUGACAAAGCACACAUCCAUGCCGCCUCAUUUGUCCCCCUUACAGAUGGACCAAAUUAUCAGCGUAUGGACAAUGAAACCUCGCUAAGGAGGAGGACACUGGAAACAAAGCCUAUCAAAGAGAGGAAAAGCCCUGAGACUUAACCCACAGUGUUACAGUUAAUGGAUUGCUGCCUGUUUCAAAUGUUGGCAAUUAAUGAAGGUAAUGAAAUUGAGAGAGAGAAAAUACAGAAGAACACCAGCAGAGAACUCUCAAGGUAAAGCUUCUUCUGAGCUGCCUGUGUAAUGCUUCCACUUAGUCAAGCCCAGCUGAGAUCAUGGCGAAGACCACGUUGCUUCAGGACUGGCUGAAGAACAGACGUUAGUCAUGUCAAGAAAAACUGAAGUCCACGAAAGCCUGGCAUAGCGUGCUCUUCUGAGAGAAGUAACAACGCCUUUUAGAACAUGCCAGAUGUUUUACCCUCCUCUACUCGGGCUGCUCAUGUAAUUGUCUUUUUCUUGGUCAUGUCCCCCACAAAGCUGCUCUCUCAAGGCUCGUUUAUUUGUGCUGCUGUGCCAUACUCCGUCUGCAGCCAGCAUCAUCGGAUUCCAGUGUUCAGAACACGGGGUUGUGAACUGGCCGCAUUGAUCUUUCUCAAGCCUUUACCUUGGUGUUCAGACUUGGCCACGUUACCUUGUGCCCUGCAACAUGAAUAGCUUCUGCAGUCCUAGUUUGUAUUUUCACUUUGAAUCACUCCUUAAAAAGUCUCCACUGUUCUGCCUUUCCUUGGUUAGUCACUGCCCUGUCUCGAUGUACGUUUCAGUAACAGUCUGGAGUCGUUAACGCUGGUGACUCAGGAUCGCUGCCCACCCAAAACACUCCUUCACCUGGGAGCACAACACCGAAGUCCCCACCAACUAACGCCCCAGCACCCUGAUGCCUGGGAGAGACUGCCUUGUGCAGGAGGGCAGAGGCUGGUGUUUGAGCAAUGCUGCUUCUUUUGUUAAAGCAGCCUGUAGAGCUCCGGCUUCCCAGCUGGGCCGCCUGUGCCCGGGAGAACCACCGCAGUUGUUGACGCCACCAGCUGCCAACAGCUUUCCUGUGCAGCGGGAAAUACAGCUUUGUCGGAACCGAGGCCUCAUUCCUGGACCAGCAGUAGCCAACAGGCACGUGGUGCAUACGCCUUGUCCGCGUUAAGACUAAAACUACAGUUCAUCUACACCUCUGUAGAUACGUAUGCACUGUAUACAGCAAUGCAGGGCUCUCCAUCUAAUUCACUCAGAGUCUUUUCUUCCUUUGAAAGUAUUUGAUUUUUCAGGCUUCAACACAUUGAACACUUGAAAACCACCGCUAGAAAGAAAUCUAACCUCAUCCACAUACGAGUCUUUCACGUCCAUUAAUAAACCAGCCAUUUCCAUUAAAGGAACUAAAGCCUGGACUUCACAAUUUAAAUUUCCUCAUAACGGAUUUCCUGUUGACAGGUGAAAACAAAUGGAUGAGGCCACGGCUUACCCCCAAGUCAUCCUGCAAAUGGCAAAGCUCUUCACGUAAAUUUUUGAAAGUGGAAAGCACGAGUCUCAGAGAUUUGUCUGAUGUCACUCUCAUCUAGGAGGGGGAAAAAAAGAGAAUGUAUACUUCUGAUUAAUUAGUGUGCUUUGUUUACAAUACGCUUGACAAUGGGUAGAACAGAAAACUGCUGUGCAACUGAGAAGAACUUUACUCUUACAACUACUACAUUCUUUCAAGUACCCACAGUGUCUGCAAAGAAACACAUUUUCGUGCACUUUGUUACGCAAAUGGCAUAGCUUUUUAAUUACUGCCUUGUAACACACGGUAACAUUUUUAAAAUGGAAGGAACAAGAGAGUAAAGAACUGCAUUUGUACGUUUUUUGAGCGCUCAGAGCUUUGUGACUUAGGCUGAUUUUAAAAAAUAACGAUCCUACCUGAGAUGCCACAGAGGAGUGAGUCACCACCUCUGAGAUCUGUCAAAGCACACUUUCAGCCCAAGGGCAAGAGAAUUUAAUUAAAAUUAAAAUAAAGCGCCAUACAACCCACUCCUCCCUUUAAAGGAAGAAGAUCCCAAAGAUUAAAGGAGUUGACUGGAUGAAAACAAAGGCAGUGCUGCACAACAGCCCAACGCUGCGCUUGGCUUGCGUUCGGUGCGUGUUAACAGCUGUGUACCGAUUCAGGUGUAAAACACUAAUUGUUGCAUCCCAGGAUACAUUUCUAAUACUUAAGAAAAACAGAUUUUGAAAGAACACACAAAAUAAUUCCUCAAGUUUUGACUCAUCUGGAAGGGCUGAAUAUCUAUGCAGAAGAUGGAUUUUUUUUACUGUCUGGACCAAAACGAAACCCUCCUGUCUGUUUCUCUUCCUCUGAUACUUUCCCUUACAAGUUACUGGUUAAAAUGAAAAUGUGUUGAUGAUGCACGCUGAAGAAAGCUACCAGGAUCUCCAUCAAUAUGGUGAUUAGCCCUUGUCGUAUUUUUUAUCCCCACUGGUGCGAUCCUGUGACUGAGGCUUCAAAAAUAACAUUUCUAAUGUAACUCAUCCAUUUGUUUGUUAAUUAAAGUAGAAUUUAAGUUUUGACUUAUAGUUUUGUUGGUUUUAUUGCAAAAUACACUCUAGGAGUAGAUUAAAAGAAGGAAUUAAGUCAAAAUAGUUGAACUUAGACUGAAAGUGUAAGUAAAUCCCCACUCAGCAACUACUUAGUGCUAGACUUUGCUAAAUUCCAUAAGUGUCUUGUACUUCUACAGUGAAGUUCUCCGGGCUCUUAGACUUGAGCUUCUGGGGACACCCAGCACAGGCUUUAUCCGAGCAGUUUGACAGCUGGCUCAGAGUCCUCCGAUAUAAAAACGCACCGCACGUAACUCUCUCCGAGAGGGGGCUGGAGUCUUGAGAACACACUGGAUGUACGCUGACAAAAUCUGGUUCCCCAGAAGAUGUUUUAGCUGCAUUUUUUUUCAGCAUAGGUGUGAGAAUGUAAAAGCAGCCGGCCUUUAAGAAAACAGGAAAUACGUGUUUCAGCUCCUUCCCACAGAGGUGAGCUGAGCCAGCUUCCUGGGACAGCGUUCUGACGUCAGGUCGUGAAGUAGUUUGGUGUUGCUGUCUGUCUCCAUUGUAAAAGAAUCAGAAUAAUUCAGGUUGGAAGGGACUUGGGAGGUCACCUUGUCCAGCUCUCCUGCUUGAAGCAGGCUCAGCCGUGAAGUCAGACCAGGUUGCUCAUUCACAACAUUAUUCAAAUGUAUUUUUUUACCAGGAAGCGACUGUAAGCUGCAGGUCCCGGGUGGGAUCACCGUACCCCUACCUCAGGGAGACCAGACCUAGACACACCUGCUGAGCACCGCGGGUUGGUUUGGGUCCUGUUCUAACACACCUACAUGUCGAACGGUUCUGGAGUUGACAGUGGGAUUCAUGCUACAGCACCGGUUUUAAUGUUCUGUCAAAGGCAGGGGCCAGUUCCAGUCGGCUGUCUUCCAGGCAAUUCAUACAGAGGUCAAGUGUUUUUUCUAAAAAACACACUGCGGAGUAUUGCAGUGCUGAGAAGCAACAAAAGGAACCACCAUUAUCGGAACCGUGCAUUCCUGUCUGCCUCACAGCCAGGCCACCUGGCUGGGGAUUGAGAAGGCAAGUUGGGAUGGUUGGGUAGCUAAAGAAAAGAUCAGAAGAUCAAAAGCCAUAUAUAAAUGGAACCAAAACAGAAAUGGUUUAUGUUUUGUUACUGAAUAUCGUAAGCGUGCCUCAGAACUCAGUGCUAUGUUAGAGGUUUUUAACCAGAGGUUUUCAACCGACUACAUAGAACACUUAGAACUUAGGUCUGGCCUUGUACAAGGCGAGACCUAAGUUCUAAGUGUUCAAUGUAGUUGGCAAUUGAUAGCCAACGCAGCAUUCAGGGAAGCAGCUACUAUUUGCCUUUAGCUUUUAAAGUAAAGCAUUAAUAUACAACACAAACAAAAGGAUGAAAGAUCCGCGCUCUCCUGUAAUUGGUCAAAAGCCCAGAUGUUUUCCAGUGAAACCAGUAAAGCUCAGUUUAAAAUACACAAGUAGUCUAUGGAACCAGCUGCCAAAACAUGUCACUUGGAGC